UCACAUACGCGCAUGCGUGGAUCGAUCGGGUGAUAAAGCAAGAUGGCGUCUGACGGAGAAGUCCUAAACGCGGGCAUUAUAUUUCUGUAUUCUUACAUAUAUGUUGUUUAAUAGAGUACACACGGUUAAUAAUUGUUUGUAGCCGGAUACAUUAGUCUGAGCUCACUUUGACACGUCUCCUGUGUACCAGCUUCUGGAGUAAGGUAGCUUGCAGCUAGUUUAGCUGGCUAGUUAGCUUAGCUUGUUAGCUGCUAACAAAGAGACGCGGAAGUUAUUUAAACAUCGCUAAGUAGGGAACUAAUGUGAGUGUAAAGUGUUGUGAUUGUGUGAAAAUGUGCGAGAGAACGACAGCAAAGUAUGAGGAGGAACUUUGUCCAACAAAGGAGGAGGACGAGCGACAACAUCAACUACUGGAUGUUUGUUAUAAGAAACAUCAUCAAGUUGUGUUACACAGAACAGACGUCUGCCAAGAACAACUCCUGCCUGAGAAACCGGAGUGUAGCUCCAGGAUGGUAAAGAAGGAUCCAUCAAAGAAGAAGACCAGGCGCCACAGACCCUCAGGCGUCUCCUUUUCUUCUUCAACACAGACCCUUCCCUGUAAAAAGGAAGAGGAAGAGGAGGAACACAGCAUCAGUCAGGAGGGAGAGCAUAUUGAAGGACUGGUGGAGUUCCCAGUAACUGGUGUCCCUGUGAAGAGUGAAGAUUAUGAGGUCAAAAGUGAAAGUGAGGAGAAGACAGAGGCGGAGCCUCCAAGCAGCAGCUCAACACAACACAUGACAACAGAAGCUGAUGGAGACCACUGUGGAGGAUCACAAGCAGACAAGCUCUUAGCUCCACUAUCAGAUAGUGAGGACACAACGUCACACUCUCCUGACACUGAUGAUGAAGACUCUAAAGAUGAUAAGACAUGUCACACUAACAACACUCCCUUCAAAUGUUCUCACUGCGACAAAACCUUUAAAUACCAUAGUGAUCUGAAAACACACAUGAUAACACACACUGGAGAAAAACCUUUUAUCUGUUCAAUAUGUGGUAGAGGUUUUACACGAAGUCAGAGUUUGAAAAUACACAGGAGGAUUCACAGUGAAGAAAAACCUUUUAUCUGUUUAAUCUGUAGCAAAGGUUUUGUUCUAAGUAACCAUUUGAAAGUGCACAUGAGAAUACACACUGGUGAAAAACCUUUUAUCUGUUCAAUCUGUGGUAAAGGUUUUGUACAAAGUAACAAUUUGAAAGUACACAUAACAACACACACUGGUGAAAAACCUGUUUCCUGUUUAACCUGUGGUAAAAGUUUUACACAAAGUCAAUAUUUGAAAGUACACAUGAGAACGCACACUGGUGAAAAACCUUUUUCAUGUUCAACCUGUGGUAAAGGUUUCACACAUGGUCACCAUUUGACAGUACACACGAGAACGCACACUGGCGAAAAACCUUUUUCCUGUUCAAUCUGUGGUAAAGGUUUUACAGAAAGUCAACAUUUGAAAAGACACACUAAAACACACACUGGUGAAAAAUCCCAUACCUGUUCAAUUUGUAGUAAAGGUUUUGUACAAAGUCAAUAUUUGAAAGUACACAUGAGAACACACACUGGUGAAAAAUCUUGUUCCUGAACAAUAUCUAGCAAAGUAUUUAAAGAAAAUCAGUUUUUGAAAAAAACACACUAAAACACACACUGGUGAAGAAUCACAUUUCUGUUCAAUCUGCAACAGAAGCUUUUGUGAAAAACCAAGCCUUGAUGCACACAUGAGAAGACACUCAGGAGAGAAAGUGUUGAGUUGCAGUGUGUGUGGUGAAAGAUUCUCUUCUAAGUAGCAGUGUAAGAAACACAAGUGUGCUGGUGAGAACAGCAGCAACAAAUGAAACUGCAGGAUUUGAAAUGAACUGUCGAGACUUUAAUUUUGACUUUCUAACAACAUAAGCACAUAUAACAUAUGUGACAUUGUUGUGCUUUUGCCAGUCAAGUACAUGCAUUAAUAUGCAACAUUGUGUACUUUUAUUAAUAAUUGAGCAGAACAAUUUGACUGAAAAGGUGAGAGUAAACAGUAAAAGUCAUUUUUUAAAUAAAAUAAACAUUGUAUGUGUGUAUGUAUUGAUCAUACAAUUUUAGACUUAUUUAUAAUAGUGUUUUUUGUAUAAAAUGUAAUAUUAAAUAUUAGAUUUUUUUUUCUUUCUAAUUGUUAAUGAUCCCAUAGAUUAGCACCUUUAUAUGAUAUACAUAUGUACUGGUUCACAUCGGAAACAUCUUCUGGACCACUUCAGGAAGCAUAUUAUUAUUUACUUUAUACAUCAUUAGAUGUAUUUUAUACAAUUUUAAAAUGUGUGACUUUAUGAAUCAUUUGUUAGGUCUCUAAUCCAUUGUAUUAAUCAUCUUUAUUACUCUCUUUUGUAAUAUGAUAAUUGUGUUGUGAUUGUUUUAUAUGUAUGUCCCCAGACCUUUAUGCAAUAUAAAAGUGAGAGAAAAUGGCUGAAUUGUUUGUGGAAGGAUGGUUUUAUUUUUACAAACAUACAUUUCUGGAUUGUAAAAAAAAAAAUCCCCAUUGUUGUGUUUUAAACUUUUUAAUGUUUUUUUUUCCUUUAUAAACAUCCCCAAAAUGUCAAUAUCAAUCAAAGUUUGGAGUGUCGGGCAAAAGCCAAUAUUGUACAUCUUCCCACAGAGAUCUACUUUGCAUAGAUUCACAAAAUAAACAGUUUAUUUUUUUCCCCCAAUUACAGAACGAUCAAGUGUUGUUUUCAAUUGCAAAACAAUAUUGUAAAAAAUAUUUUAAGUAGUAAAUUCCAGGUUUUUUUUUUGUUAAAUGAACUCCUUGGCUUCUGGAAGAAUGGAAACUUUCAAGUUAUUUGUAUUUUUUAUUUUUUUGUUUUGUUCCAGAUAAAAUACAAUAAUAAAGGAAUAGUAAAGAAUUGUCUAAUUUCA
Messenger RNA from Nerophis ophidion (straightnose pipefish), 2914 nucleotides. Its product is annotated as zinc finger protein 664-like. Bases 333 to 1610 code for a protein of 425 amino acids. Lineage: Eukaryota; Metazoa; Chordata; Actinopteri; Syngnathiformes; Syngnathidae. The transcript is spliced from 2 exons. Gene Ontology annotation, molecular function: RNA polymerase II cis-regulatory region sequence-specific DNA binding; DNA-binding transcription factor activity. The record is from RefSeq and is a predicted model, not a curated record. Gene Ontology annotation, biological process: regulation of transcription by RNA polymerase II.